Molecule: messenger RNA, 1926 nt
Organism: Laccaria bicolor S238N-H82
Lineage: Eukaryota; Fungi; Basidiomycota; Agaricomycetes; Agaricales; Hydnangiaceae
Exons: 3
Coding region: 1-1926 (641 amino acids)
Source: RefSeq, a predicted model, not a curated record
AUGGACCUCUCUCUCUCUAUCCUGACUGGCCUUGGUCUCCGCCUUUUCCUUCACAACCAACUCCUAGGCAACCUCAGCCCCGUUCUGCUUGGCCUCUGGGAAGGAGUCGUUGUGCAUCAACUAUCAAGUAGAUCGUCAACCCCGGUGGAUCACUAUUUGGCCUAUGGCCUGCGACUUACCGUCGAUCUAUUCGUCUCAGCGAACAUUACAAGGUUGGCUAUGGUCGUGCUGUGGACUGCACUUGGGGUCAUCGUUUCAGAGUCCAUGACCCCAGGAAGAACCCUUCGACAUGCAGCGAAGCGCGAGCGACGCCAGAAGAAAUCUACCACCCUCCCCUCUCACAUACGAGUGUACCAUACUCCUGAUCCAGUUCAACCUCACUCAUCGACCCCUCCAUUUCUUCCCGCACAACCUCCACAAUCUGCGACACCCCAACACCCUGCAGAAAGACCUGCUUCUCCCCCUAGUUUCUUUCUUCAUGGUGGAUCGGAGGGCUUCUCUCCGUCUCCCAUUCCUGUUCAACUCCAACUUAUCGAGAGUCCUCCAACAGCUCGGCCUCCUUCGGGCCUGGCUUCUUUCCUUGAACGGGAAGCAGAGUCAGGUUCGCCCCCCAGUAAACCUGUCCAUCUCGCUACCCCUCCUGAGAGUGCCCCUUCAGACGGAAUCGAACUUCAAAACACUCCCAACCGACUAUCGACCAUUGCAGAAAUGCCAUCUAGAGAAGAGAUCACUCCUCCGAAUCCCGAACUUGUCGUGGAGGAAGUCAAUGUGAUUCAAGAAACUCGCAACGGUGGCACAUUUUAUGCACCCUCAGCCACAAUGACCGCUGUUCCAAUACCCGUCCCCAACGCCAGCAUACAAUACGUUCAAAUGCGCAGCAAAUGGCAUCAUGACGAGGAUGUUGACACAGCCGCCCCUUACUCCCAACCACGCACCAACCAUACCCUUAUGCAUGUCCCCAAUGCCACGACCCGAAGGAUGUGGGAAUCCGACAGUCCCACUCCCUUUGAGACCAGGGACGAGCUUCGAACCCCUGGUCCUUCGUCUCCGGAGUGGGGACCAGGCGUUGAAACGGAUCUGGACAAUGACGAACUUCAAACACCCAUCGCUGACAAACAUACGGUGGGAGAAUUAUCCCCCCUUGUCUUAGACGAGCAACUGAAGGCCAGUGAGCAAGGGUCAUCGCAACAAGUUUCUUUUGGCACCAUAGCAGCGAGGUUGACUCAAGCAACCGGACUGCAAGCACCUGCCUCGACUGAAUUUACCAUUCUCCAAGCUCCGGAAGUCAUCCCGAGCGCUCUUCUCAGGAAUGACGUGGCUGCAGAACCUGCUAAAGAAUCGGAUGCCCCUGACGAUGACAAUGUUCCCGAUCCCGACCCAGGUGCCCUUUCAGACCCAGAGACACUCCACACUGAAGGGGACGAGUCGAGCAUACUUUCGUCGCCUGCCCCUACUAAGCUGACACGGAAGGCUGAGAAGUUCCGAGAGGAUGCCAAGAACGAGGAGAAAGAACGUUCGAGGUUGGACGCGGAGUGGAGACUUGCGUUGAGCGAGUCAAGGAUUACUGAUGCGUUGAAAUUGAAAGGAAAGCUCAGGGAAUCGGAGGCGCGGGUGUUGAAGCUUCAUCAAAGUGCUGCGAGGCGACACUACGCAGCGCGCAAUAUAUACGCAAAGCAGAAGCCAGAUACUAUCGACGUGCAUGGACUGCGUCCUGGAGAGGCAAUCGAAAAGACAGAAUCCGCUCUACGGAUGGCUUUAGAGAGAGGACAAGGCUCUCUACGGGUUAUUGUUGGAAAGGGUCUCCAUUCUGCCGGCGGCCGUGCGAUAUUAAAGGCUGUGGUUCAAAGGGAAAUGGAAAGACAAAAGAUACCAUGCCGUGUAGAUGUAAGAAAUACUGGCGUACUGAUAUUGUCGCUUCCUCCUUGA